ACACCUGCUAAACCCCUAACAUUUCUCCCCUCUCCCCCACAAGGCACAGGCCCAGUCUACAGCCUAUUUUGCUUCUUUCACUCAUUCUUUUUCUUUCCUGUUGGCCGUCACAAUGCAAACCCUUCACCGCCUCAUUUCUGCCGCCAGACGAACUGCCUCCGCCUCCGACCUCCUCAUCAACCACGAAACCCGUCGCAUUCGAUCCCUCCCUUCCAGAACCUUAUCAUCCGGGGGCAACCCCUUCGACAACGAUGACCUAGGCUGGGACUCCCCCUCCUCCACCACCACUUGGUCCACCGGCAUCACCAAGGACCACUUCAACGGAGAAUCCACCGCCCCUCCCACCACGUCCGUUCCCUCACUCUCCGAUGAACAAUCAAAAACCCUCUCCGAUAUGCAGGAAAUCGAUGACUUUGAUAGGGAGCUGGAUUCUGAGAACAGGAAAAGCAAGGUUUUCUUGGAUGGGUGGAAGGACAGGAUGAUGGAGACUGCCGCUCUCCUCAAACAGGUCCAGGAGCCUGGUGCCAGGGGAUCCUACCUCAAAGAUUCCGAGAAGGCUGAAAUGUACCGGUUGCAUAAGCAAAAUCCUGAGGUUUACACUGUAGAGAAGCUUGCUAAAGAUUACAGGGUCAUGAGGCAGAGGGUCCAUGCUAUCCUUUGGCUCAAGGAACUUGAGGAGGAGGAGGAGAAGAAGCUUGGCAAGCCCCUUGAUGACUCUGUUGAGCAACUGCUCGAUUCCUUUCCCGAGUUCUUUAAUUCCCAUGAUAGGGAGUUCCAUGUUGCAUCCCUUCCUUACAAACCUGACUUCAAGGUCAUGCCUGAGGGAUGGGAUGGCAUUACCAAGGAUUUGGAUGAAGUUCAUUAUGAAAUCUCCAAAAAGGAAGAUGAAAUGCUCUAUCGAGAAUUUGUUGAGAAGAUGAACUUCAACAAAAAGAAAAUGGCUGGAGAGGUGAGGUGCCACAGAUAUAGUCGAAGACGCCCUUCAGAUGGAUGGACUUUUACUGUAGAGAAAAUGGGACCCCGCGGGAAGCGUGGAGGUGGUGGUGGCUGGAAAUUUGCUAGCAUGCCUGAUGGCUCAACUCGGCCACUGAACGAGAUGGAGAAGAUGUAUGUGAAGCGAGAGACUCCACGCAGACGAAAGAGGAUCCUUCCUUGAUUAUUUGAUUCUUAUGUUUUGAACGACUAGCUGUUAAACCUAGAAUUUUGUAAUUUGUAGUCCUAUGCAUCCAAUGGCAUGGGACAUAGGGGAUGUAUUGUUAGUUGUUGCCAAUUCUCUCUUUACAUGUGAGUUAUUAUCAUUUUUUAAUAAGCUGAUUCAAGGGCUUCCUUUUCUUCCUCGCACUAUGCUGCUUAAUUUCUUUUUAACAAUGAUGUUGGCAUCCUUUUGCUAUAUAUCUAUUUUAGAAAGGGUAAA
Molecule: messenger RNA, 1414 nt
Organism: Arachis ipaensis
Lineage: Eukaryota; Viridiplantae; Streptophyta; Magnoliopsida; Fabales; Fabaceae
Gene: GCD1
Product: ribosomal protein L20
Source: RefSeq, a predicted model, not a curated record